CAAAGGAGUGCUUUACGACAGUGGUAACAAAAAGGCAUAACGGAAAUAAAAAAUAAUUUGGGUGGAAAUUGUUUCUGGAUCAUGAUACAGUCGAGCCUCUUCUUCUUCUUCUUCAAAACAAUCCAUCAUCUCCCUACUCCUUUUCUCCGACUCAGACGCCGUCCACCUACCGCCGCCGUGUUCGCCACCAUCUCCACCGACAAAUAGAAAGCCUACUGUCUGAUAUCCUGUUUUAUCUUUUUCUAUUUUAUCAAACUAUCUGCUUCGAUUUGCCGCCAGUCAAUCCGCGCCUGUUCGACGAUCAACUGGCGAUCGCAUCAUUUGGUUUUUCUUGGAUUAUAAACAUAUGAAUCACUUCUAUCUCCCAUUUCCUUUACAGCUAAGGUGAAAUUUGGAUUGCCACUGUCUUUUACAUUCAGUUCUUUUCGCACUGUAAAAGGCAUGCAGAACAGUGGCAGUCUUCCCAAGAGCAAUUCCUUAAAAACCCCUCAACAAUCACUUCGUCGCCUCAACUUUUGCUCUCAAAUAUCAACUGGUCAACAAACUUCUCCUGUUGUCUUCCCUGAGAAACGUACAAAAGGAAAAGUUUCAAAACGAAAUGAUGUCACUGCCAACAACAAUGAUUCCAAAAAUUCAAAGAGGGAAGAACACAAGAUUGAUAUUGGAGAUGAACAAUCUGACUUACUGGGAUAUGAGGUCAUUUCUGGAAAGCUAGUUUUGGAUAAAAGAAAGACCAUCAAAGCUACUGAUUCACAAAACUCAACAGAAACCUCACACCUGGAUUCCAUUGAUGCUAAACUAACAAGCAGGGCUUUGGUUUGGGGUUCUCAUGUUUUAACCCUUGAUGAUGUCAUUUCAGUGUCAUACAGCUAUGGGAUGAGACAUUUUAUAGUGCAUUCAUACCCUAUAAAAAAGCGAUCCUACAGUCUUUCUUGUUUCUUGAAAUCUGGAAGAAGUAGGAAAGAUUUUUGCUUUUUGGCUUCUACACCAGAUGAAGCUUUUCUAUGGGUUACAGGGUUUGCAGAUCAACAUUGUUUUGUGAAUUGUUCACCUCACCCUAUGGUAUCUUCAAAGAAACAAGAUUCUGAAAUAUUGGCUACUGAUUUUUCUUAUAGACAUAUUAAAAGUAAAAGUCCACCUAGGAUGCUUGUUAUCUUAAAUCCUAGGUCUGGACGUGGUCGCUCCAGUAAAGUUUUUCACAAUUUGGUUGAACCUAUAUUUAAGCUUGCAGGGUUUAAGCUUGAGGUAGUGAAGACAACGUCUGCAGGCCAUGCUAGAAAUCUAGCUUUCAGUGUUGAUUUCAGUACAUGUCCUGAUGGAAUUAUAUGUGUGGGAGGCGAUGGAAUUGUGAAUGAGGUUUUGAAUGGUCUUCUUUGUAGAGAUAAUCAGAAAGAAGCUAUUUCUAUUCCAAUUGGAAUCAUUCCUGCUGGCUCUGAUAAUUCUUUAGUGUGGACUGUUCUUGGAGUUAGGGAUCCAGUUUCUGCUGCUUUAGCUAUAGUCAAGGGUGGUCUCACUGCUACAGAUGUAUUUGCUGUCGAAUGGAUUCAAACUGGUGUCAUUCAUUUUGGAAUGACCGUUUCCUACUUCGGCUUUGUUAGUGAUGUAUUGGAACUUUCGGAAAGAUACCAAAAGCGAUUCGGUCCGCUCCGUUACUUUGUGGCGGGAGUUUUGAAAUUCCUCUGCUUACCAAAAUACACGUACGAACUCGAAUACCUUCCGGCAUCCAAACAAAAAUCGGAUCUCGAAAGAAAAAUAUUAGCAGAGAAAGACACAGUCGACAUGUCGGACUUAUACACAGACAUCAUGAAAAGAUCCGAAGGAGGUGGAAUCCCACGCGCCUCAUCUCUCUCAAGCAUUGACUCCAUCAUGACACCUGGGCGGACCCCACUCGAACCAACCACCGAACCCUCCGAUUACGUCCGAGCCAUUGACCAAAAGUCAAAGCGGUUAUCCUCGGGUCGACCCAACGUGACCUCCGAACCCGAAGUCAUCCAAACCUCAUCCACCCCGAACUGGCCGCGAACCCGGUCAAAGUCCCGGGCGGAUAAAGGGUGGAGCGGGUUGACCGACCCAACCCGGUCUUCAUGGGGGAAUUUAGGGGGAAACGACAAGGAAGAUAUUUCGUCUACGAUGUCGGAUCCAGGUCCCAUUUGGGAUACGGAGCCGAAGUGGGACACGGAGCCGAACGCGAAUAAUUGGGAGAUGGAGAAUCCGAUACAGUUGCCGUUGCCGGGCCCUGGCCCUGUUGUGGGUGUGGGCCCGGCAACUGAGACUGGGGUUGGGGUUGGGGUUGUGUUGGAUUUGGAGGAGAAUUGGGUUGUGAAAAAAGGAAAGUUUUUGGGGAUUCUUGUGUGUAAUCAUUCGUGUAAAACGGUUCAAUCUUUGAGUUCUCAAGUGGUGGCACCGAAAGCCGAACAUGACGACAACACGUUGGAUUUGUUGUUGGUUCAUGGGAGUGGGCGGUUAAGGUUGUUGAGAUUCUUCUUGCUUCUUCAAAUGGGCCGACAUCUUUCGCUUCCUUAUGUUGAAUACAUCAAGGUUAAGUCGGUGAAGCUGAAGCCGGGAAAGAGUACGCACAAUGGAUGUGGGAUUGACGGGGAGCUUUUUAGGGUGUCGGGGCAAGUUGUGUCGUCAUUACUUCCGGAUCAAUGUAGGUUGAUUGGUCGUGCUCCGAGUAGUAGUGUGAAAGGACUAUAAUGCCCUUUUGCAAUGUUUGGGACCGGUGUUACAUAUAUAUGAGGUGACUGUAUAAUCUUCUGGCUGUUAUUGGUUUGAAUUCUUCUUGUUGAUUUUUUGUUUGUUUGUUAGUAUUUUGGUCUUUUAUAUAUAUAAUAUAUAAUAUAUCGUAUAAAUAUAUAUAUCUAUACUUUUGUAUC
Lactuca sativa (garden lettuce) is the source of this 2876-nucleotide messenger RNA. RefSeq names its product long-chain base (LCB) kinase 1 (gene LCBK1). Gene Ontology annotation, molecular function: ceramide kinase activity. Gene Ontology annotation, biological process: phosphorylation; ceramide metabolic process. The record is from RefSeq and is a predicted model, not a curated record. NCBI's taxonomy places the organism in Eukaryota, Viridiplantae, Streptophyta, Magnoliopsida, Asterales, Asteraceae.